AUGGAAGCAUUAGACAAGAACAUGACAGUGCUCGUGCAAGGGAUUGAUGUAUUGUCCUUCACUGGUUUAAAUGAAUCUUUCGCCAACGUGAACUACUCAGGACACCACAUCCAUCGGCUGCCGGUGGAACUUCUACAGCACAUAUUAUUGCUCAUCGUGAACGACAUACCAGACUCUCCUAGUAUUUUCUCAUUUGAAGAUACCACUGUCUCAGCCAAUGUUGCAGGUCCGCCCCUAGUCUUCACCCGGGUGUGCCGCCUUUGGCGAGUGCUCGCACAUUCAACUUGGACAGGGGUCUGGUCGCGCAUCCAGGUGGCACUUCCUGGGCGAGUUGAACCAUUGGGGCCGUUUCUUCCAUCUCUGCUCCAGUUUUGGCUCGCCUUCUCUGACAGUCGGCCUCUCACCCUUAGCGUCGCAUCUGGACUACGCCGCGUCCCAUUCCGCUGCACUUGGCCAGCUUCAGAGGCAAAUUCUCAAGUGCUCAAUAUCCUCCUUUCUGAGAGUGGGCGUUGGGAGACGGUGACUGUCACGUCACCCGUGGAUGAUGACUUUGACACACCUCAGUUAAGAACCCUGGGAUGUCACUGGUCAGAUCUCAGUAGAUUCAAUGCACCAAAUCUCUCUCUCCUACCACCUGAUUCAAACCUACUCCUACCUGCAACAGUGUACGCCAUCUCCACCUCCAGAAUGCUUCCACCUGUGUCAUACGCUCCACUUUAG
This is a messenger RNA of Suillus paluster, 720 nucleotides long. RefSeq lists its product as uncharacterized. Bases 1 to 720 code for a protein of 239 amino acids. The transcript has a single exon. The record is from RefSeq and is a predicted model, not a curated record. Lineage: Eukaryota; Fungi; Basidiomycota; Agaricomycetes; Boletales; Suillaceae.